Molecule: messenger RNA, 4035 nt
Organism: Prunus dulcis (almond)
Lineage: Eukaryota; Viridiplantae; Streptophyta; Magnoliopsida; Rosales; Rosaceae
Product: disease resistance protein RPV1-like
Exons: 5
Coding region: 197-3739 (1180 amino acids)
Biological process (GO): signal transduction; defense response
Molecular function (GO): ADP binding
Source: RefSeq, a predicted model, not a curated record
UGUGGGCUCUUCAUCACGUGAAAACACGUCAAUAACUAAAGACCGGAAGUUUCAGCGACACUUGCUCACCAUUUCAUGAAUUCACGUUGCUUUUUAAAUUUGCUCACAUCCAAACUCUUCAAGUAAAGAAGACUCAUAUUUGGCUUAGCAAAUCCAAAGAGAGAAGCAAACACUGAAACAAUCAUCUUUGGCUUCGAUGGCCAACCAAGGAGCCUCUUCUUCUUCUGCCCCUUUCACCAAGUCAUGGAAAUACCAUGUCUUUCUGAGCUUCAGAGGUUUUGACACUCGCUCAAAUUUCACAAGCCAUUUGUAUAGUGCUUUGCGUCGAGAAGGAAUUAACACCUUCAUGGAUGAUGAUGAGCUCAGAAGAGGAGAAGAAAUAUCAAACGCACUGCUCACAGCAAUUGAAGACUCAAAGAUUUCUGUGGUUGUGUUCUCCGAAAACUAUGCCUCCUCAAAGUGGUGCUUGGAUGAGCUUGUUAAGAUUCUUGAUUGCAAAGAAUCAAAUCAACAAUUGGUCAUCCCAGUUUUUUACAAGGUGAAUCCAUCAGAUGUACGGAAUCAUAGAGGAAGUUUCGGGGAUGCACUGGCUAACAUGGACUGCAAUAACGUGGAGAAGGUCAACAGAUGGAAGGAAGCACUUUCACAAGCAGGGAAAUUGGCGGGGUUCACUCUGUCCGAUGAAUAUAGAUCUGAAGCUGAACUAAUUCAUAAAAUUGUUCAAGACAUUUCACAGCAAGUAAUAGACCGUACAUAUUUAUAUGUGACAGAGUAUCCAGUUAGAAUGUGCCAUCCUGUAGAAAAUAUACUUAAGCUUUUAGAUUUGGGGGAAAAAGACGUCCGUAUGGCAGGGUUAUGGGGAACUGGUGGAAUUGGCAAGACCACAAUUGCUAAAGCUGUUUAUAAUUCAAUUGCCCAUGAAUUUGAAGGUUUUUGUUUUUUGGAAAGCGUUAGAGAAUGUUCAAUGUCGCAUGGAGGUUUAGCCAAACUGCAAAAGACUCUUCUUUUUGAGAUUCUAGGGGGGAAAAAAUUGAAGGUGACCAAUGUUGAUAAGGGAGUCACUAUGAUAAAGGAAUGGUUGAGGGGUAGAAAGGUUCUCUUGGUUCUUGACGACGUGGAUGACAUGGAACAGUUACACAAGUUAGUUGGGGCAUGUGAUUGGUUUGGUGUAGGCAGUAGAAUUAUCAUAACAACAAGAGAUAAGCAACUGUUAACUGCUCAUCAUGUUAAUUUAAUACAUGAGGUCAAGAUUUUAGAUGAUCCUGAAGCUCUUGAGCUCUUCUGUUGGCAUGCCUUCAAAAGAAGUGAGCCUCCUUUGGGUGAUUAUGUGAAACUUGCAGAACGUGCAAUACGCUAUGCUCAAGGCCUUCCUUUGGCCUUGAAAGUUCUCGGUUCUUGUCUAUGUGGUGGAAGUACAGAUAAAUGGGAAGCUGCAUUGAAUGGUUUCAAAAGCACGAAAAUUCAGGACGUUCUCAAAAUAAGUUACGAUGCCUUGGAUGAUGACGGGGUAAAGGAGGUUUUCCUUGACAUUGCAUGUUUCUUUAAGGGUAGAAAUAAAAAGCGUGUGACAGAAUUACUUGUAGCUUGUGGCCUCAACGCUGGGUAUGGCAUUGAAGUGCUCAUAGAAAAGGCACUCAUAAGUGUUAAAUUAGAUUAUAUUGAGAUGCAUGACUUACUAGAAGAGAUGGGUAAGGACAUAGUUGAGCAAGAGUCGCCCACUGAAGCCGGAGGUCGUAGCAGAUUGUGGUCUCAUGAAAAUAUCGAGCAUGUUCUGGCGAAUAAUACAGGAACAAAUCAAAUCACACGCAUUGUGUUAAAUUUUCCCAAGCGAGAUGAUGAGAGACGCUUCAUGUUAAAUUUCCUCGACGGAGAUGAUGAGAGACAGUUAAAUUUCCACAACCCAUAUGAGAUUUGCUUGAAUGCUGAUAGUUUCUCGAAGAUGAAAAAUCUUAAAAUUUUCAUAAUCUAUAAUGCAUGCAUUUCUGGUGAUAUUGACUAUCUCCCAAACUCGUUAAGAGUGCUUGAUUGGUGUGGAUGUCCGUUCCAAUCUUUUCCCCCCAGUUUUCGUCCAAAGCAACUGGUUGUGCUCAAUAUGCUUUGUAACCGCAUCAAACAACUAGGGGAGGGAUUGAAGCAUUUCACAAAGUUGACAUCUCUGAAUUUCACGGGAUCUUUAUUCCUAACUGAAAUCCCCGACCUAUCCAGCAGCCAAAACUUAAGGUCCUUGAAUGCGAAUGGUUGUACAAGUUUAGUCAAGGUUCAUCCAUCUGUUGGAUAUCUGGAUAGACUUGAAGUAUUGUCUUUUUGUCACUGCCAUAAACUCAGGAAGUUUCCAAAUAAAGUUAGGUUGAAAUCUCUGAAAAAAUUUCAUCUUUUCGGUUGCAAAAAGUUGAAGAGUUUCCCAGAAAUUGUGGACAAAAUGGAAUCCUUAAAUGAAUUGCACCUUGGGGUAACUGGUAUUAGAGAGUUGCCUGCAUCAAUUGGACAUCUCAUUGGGCUAGAACAGUUGUGCUUGUCUUAUAGUGAUAUACAAGAGUUGCCUGCAUCAAUUGGACAUCUCAUUCGGCUGCAAGUAUUGGGUUUAUGUGGAAGUGCUAUAAAAGAGUUGCCUUCAUCCGUUGGAAAUCUCACUGCCCUGAAAAGUUUAGAGUUAAGUGAAAGUGCUAUAGAAGAGUUGCCUUCAUCAAUUGGAAAUCUCACUAAGCUUUUUCGUUUAGAUUUAUGCAAAUGUGAAAACCUUGCAAAUCUUCCACAAAGUAUUUAUGAGUUGCAAAAUCUGCUGCAUAUUAAUCUCGAUGGAUGCCCAAAACUUGUCACACUUCCAAAUAACUUGAUCUCUGAAGUUUUAUCGAGUGCAGAAUCACUUCCUUUGAAGGUUCGAACUAAAGCAUACAUUUCAUACGGUAGCUGCUCGUUGGAUUUUAAAGAGUGCAAUGUAUCAGACAUUGAUUCCUUGGAGAAUUUUUGUUGGUGGUCCAACUUACGGAAAAUUAACCUAUCCCAAAGCAAUUUUGUCAGACUUCCUGUGUGCAUUAGCAAAUGUGUCAACUUGCGGGAGCUUUAUUUGAGUGGUUGCAAGAAGCUUGUAGAAAUUCUAGGAGAACUUCCAGCGUCUAUAGAAAGGAUCAGUAUGGCUGAUUGCAUAUCACUGGAAAGAUUUUCAACAUUAUCAAAGAUACUGGAAGACCGAGACAUGCAACUGAUUAAAUUCAUGAACUUGUCUAAUUGUCUUGGGCUAUGUGAUAAUUUAGGGUUGGACGUUUCAAAUAUGGCAAAAUUAUUUAAUGAGGGGAAGAGGAGCAAGGAGAUUGAGGUUAAACUAUCUGGCAAUGAAGUUCCGGAGUGGUUCACUUUUCGCAAUUACUUUAAUGACCACGUUAGGGACUAUGAUGAUGAUGGUUGUACGAAUUACAGUUACGAACUUCCUAUUGAAAUUCCUCGGACUUCCGCAUUGGAGAACACAGAAUUAGUUUUGUGUGCUGUUUGGGAAAUUACGGAAUCAUUUGUUGACAUUUGUUUUCUUCGAUUUUAUAUGUCGAAUUAUUUUCAACAAGGUGAUUGGCAUAUAUCUCAAGGAGAGACACGGGCAGGUAAUGCGUGGCUGAAAUGUGUUCCAUUAAUGUUAAAUGAUGAAUCAACGCCGCCUAUUUUUCGAGUUGUUGUUUACGGCGGUGGGUUGCGCAUCAAAAGCAUUGGGGCCCACCUGGCUCAUAUCAGUAUGGAUGGCAACCAUAAUUGAUGAAAAUGAAUUAGAAUAGAUGAUGAUGGUGAUGAAGUUGGACCCAGAAAGAGAACAAAGAUAUGACCUCUGCAUUUCAAAGUGAGUUCGCAUCACUUUAUUUUAUUUUAUUUUAUAUUAUUAGCCUUCCUUUCAGCACAAAACUGAUAAUGAGUUGUAUUAUUGUUUACCAUUUAGUGUGUUUCAAUCGUAGAAGAAUUCUAAGUUAAGUACGUGCUGUAUUGUUGUUUACUCUCUUAGGUGUUCAUGUUGAAAACUUACUUUGAAUCUAAUGCCACCAGUUUAUUGUAAAUUUG